This is a messenger RNA of Salvia splendens (bonfire salvia), 1993 nucleotides long. RefSeq names its product V-type proton ATPase subunit B 2. The transcript has 15 exons. Bases 162 to 1628 code for a protein of 488 amino acids. The record is from RefSeq and is a predicted model, not a curated record. NCBI's taxonomy places the organism in Eukaryota, Viridiplantae, Streptophyta, Magnoliopsida, Lamiales, Lamiaceae. Gene Ontology annotation, cellular component: proton-transporting V-type ATPase, V1 domain. Gene Ontology annotation, molecular function: ATP binding; proton-transporting ATPase activity, rotational mechanism. Gene Ontology annotation, biological process: ATP metabolic process; proton transmembrane transport; vacuolar acidification.
CAUUUCAUUUCAGUAAAAUUAUUCAUAAUAAAAAAAAGAAAAAAAAAUCAUCACAUGAUACGUGACUCGAAAUACUGACAAUCCAUUUGGUUCCAAUCGUCAGAUCUCACUGCAAUUCUCAUCGCUUUCUCUCUGAUUGCGAUUCAGUGAAAAGGUUGAAUAUGGGUGUGACACAAAACACCAUUGACAUGGAGGAGGGAACACUAGAGAUUGGAAUGGAAUAUAGAACAGUCUCUGGUGUUGCUGGACCUCUUGUUAUCCUAGACAAAGUCAAGGGACCCAAGUACCAGGAAAUUGUCAACAUUCGCUUGGGAGAUGGAACAACCCGCCGGGGGCAAGUCCUGGAGGUUGAUGGAGAGAAGGCUGUUGUCCAGGUUUUUGAAGGAACAUCUGGAAUUGACAACAAAUACACUACUGUCCAGUUUACCGGGGAGGUUUUGAAAACACCGGUCUCAUUGGACAUGCUUGGUCGUAUUUUUAAUGGUUCUGGAAAGCCCAUUGACAACGGCCCUCCUAUUCUUCCAGAGGCCUACUUAGAUAUAUCAGGGAGUUCCAUCAAUCCUAGUGAGAGAACCUAUCCUGAAGAAAUGAUACAGACUGGAAUUUCAACAAUCGAUGUCAUGAACUCAAUUGCCCGAGGUCAGAAGAUUCCUCUAUUUUCUGCUGCUGGUCUUCCCCACAAUGAAAUUGCUGCCCAGAUUUGUCGCCAGGCAGGCUUGGUGAAACGUCUGGAGAAAACUGAGAAUCUUCUUGAGGGUGGCGAAGAGGACAACUUUGCCAUUGUCUUUGCAGCUAUGGGAGUAAACAUGGAGACAGCACAGUUCUUCAAACGUGAUUUUGAGGAGAAUGGGUCAAUGGAGCGGGUGACCCUUUUCCUGAACUUGGCCAAUGACCCUACAAUAGAACGUAUUAUUACUCCUCGGAUUGCCCUGACAACUGCAGAAUACUUAGCAUAUGAAUGUGGCAAGCAUGUUCUUGUCAUAUUGACAGAUAUGAGUUCCUAUGCUGAUGCUCUUCGUGAGGUGUCUGCUGCUCGAGAGGAAGUUCCUGGGAGGCGUGGGUAUCCUGGUUAUAUGUACACUGACCUGGCUACCAUAUACGAGCGAGCUGGACGUAUUGAAGGACGAAAAGGAUCCAUUACUCAAAUUCCUAUAUUAACCAUGCCUAAUGAUGAUAUUACACAUCCUACCCCGGAUCUCACGGGGUAUAUUACCGAGGGACAGAUAUACAUUGACAGACAACUUUACAAUAGGCAGAUAUAUCCUCCAAUCAAUGUGCUGCCAUCCUUGUCUCGUCUAAUGAAGAGUGCCAUUGGUGAGGGAAUGACACGUCGGGAUCACUCUGAUGUAUCCAACCAGCUAUAUGCAAACUAUGCCAUUGGGAAGGAUGUCCAGGCGAUGAAAGCCGUGGUUGGUGAGGAAGCUCUUUCCUCCGAAGACCUGCUGUAUCUCGAGUUCCUUGAUAAAUUCGAGAAGAAGUUUGUGGCGCAAGGAGCUUAUGACACGCGCAACAUCUUCCAGUCACUAGACUUGGCGUGGACCCUGCUUCGAAUCUUUCCUAGGGAGCUUCUUCACCGCAUUCCAGCCAAGACACUCGACCAAUACUACAGCAGGGAUGCGUCUAACUGAACGAGGAGAGAGGAGGAAGCGCUGAGUUAUGUGUCCGACUGUCUUGGCGUGGGCGCCUCGAGGUGCGUUUCUUGAUGUGUUUGUUUUGUUCCUAUCUGGUUUGGAAUAAGAUUGAAACCAUUGAGAGGCAGACGGUCGUCCUUAGGAAGUAAGAGAGAGUUGUAUUCUUUCAAGACAGAGAAGCAUGCAUCAUGCUGUAAUUCGUUUGUAUCAUUGUGUUUUGGCAUCUUACAUUAUUACCCACCUUUCUAUAUACUAUAGUAGUAGUGCAUUUUUUUUUCUGGAUUUGUAUUUUGCUGGACAUUAUUGCUUCUUGUCCUUGAGUUUCUAAAAUAAAUGAGGAUAUUAUAUCGUAUUCUAUUUCA